Messenger RNA from Diabrotica virgifera virgifera (western corn rootworm), 2850 nucleotides. It is a transcript of the gene scaf6, whose product is annotated as calcium homeostasis endoplasmic reticulum protein. Gene Ontology annotation, molecular function: RNA binding. Gene Ontology annotation, cellular component: perinuclear region of cytoplasm. The coding region runs from base 139 to 2610 and encodes 823 amino acids. The record is from RefSeq and is a predicted model, not a curated record. Gene Ontology annotation, biological process: intracellular calcium ion homeostasis; RNA processing. Lineage: Eukaryota; Metazoa; Arthropoda; Insecta; Coleoptera; Chrysomelidae. The transcript has 11 exons.
ACAAUUGAAAUGUCAAUUUCGUUAGAUGAUGCUCGUUUUCCCGUUUCCACAACACAAAUUAAUUUAAAAAUAAAUGUAUUUACUUAACAUAAAUAUGCAGCCGGUGUAUAUAGUUUGAAUUAUAAAUGGUUUAUAAAAAUGGACGUACCGCAGCCACCACAAGAUACAGAACUUCGGAAUAUUAUAGAUAAAUUAGCCCAAUUUGUAGCUAGAAAUGGCCACGAGUUUGAGUUAAUGACCAAAAAUAAACAAAAAGGAAAUCCCAAGUUCCAGUUUUUAUAUGGUGGUGAAUAUUUCAACUACUAUCAGUAUAAAGUUUCUGCAGAACAGGAAUUAUUUAAACAACAGCAGCAACAGGGAACUGUUUUGACUGAUCAGGAAAACAGUUGGAACCCCUCUAAUCAAAUGCAGCACACUGCCGAAAUUGAACAGAUUAAUAAACAACAAGACACUUUAAGGGAACAAAUCAAACAAAGUGAACAUAAUUUGACGGCCCAACAUACAGUGUUGCUUCAGCAACAACAAACACAAAUAGAACAAACAGUAAAAAGAUGUGAAAUUGCUGACUUACAAAGGGAGGCCACCAAAUGUGAAGUGGUUUUGAAUGACAUUUACGGCAUUUUGCAACCUAUAAUAGAUAGUUGUACAAAAGAUAGUAUUAGUAAUGGGAAGUCUUGGUUUUUGCAACAUGCCACUAACCAGGAAAAGGCAGAUUGUAUUGUGCAGUGUUUGUUAUAUAAAGUUUUACGAACGACAGUCUUCACUCAAAAAUUACAUGUGAUAUAUUUAGUAAACGAUUUACUUCAUCAUAGUGCAAGAAAAAAUGCCAGUGAUAUUAAAGAAGCCUUAGAAAGAGUAGUCGUUCCUAUGUUUUGCAAUGCCAGCAUAACAGCUACAAAAGAACAAAAACUAAAACUAGAUAAAUUGUUAAAACUGUGGGAAUCGAAAACAAAUUACUUGAAAGCUGAUACAUUAGAACGAAUGAGAAAUCCUGUACAGAGUUAUGCCCAGUAUCAAGCCGAUCAAGUAGCUAAAUAUGAGUCGGAAGUUUCUAGCUUGUCACAACAGACGAAAGUCACGUAUGAUGGGUACCAGGCCCAGCACCAGGCUUUUGUCUGCCAUGCCAUGCAGCAGAUCAUGGAUCUGCAACAACAGAAGCAAACGUUAGAGCAACUAAUAAUAGCUCAACCUACACCACCAGCAGCUCCUUCUAGCACGCUUCCUUUGGAAACAAUCCAGCAGAGCCUUCAGCAAACCAUACAGAGCCUGAGCCACAGUACACCACAGCAAGCAUUCCCCAUUCCGACGAUAAAUUCCCACCAGAACGACAACUAUAUAGACAUGAACGUUUCGAUCCCGCCCCCUUCCCAGAUGAACCAACACGGAAUGACUCAAAGCUACUCUUCCAACAACACUUCCAUGCCCGUCUUCCCUGCCACGCCCGACUUGAACCAAAACGGCGUAGAGAGUAUGUCGUUUUCGCAACCGCCCCCAGGUUAUUUUCCGGCGCUGGGGUUGCUUCCGGAUUUUUCGAAGCCUCCGCCAGGGUUUGUGUCGCCACCAGAACCGUACGUGGAAGACCUAAUGCCCUCAGCGCCCUACUACGAGUUACCGGUUGGACUUACAGUUCCCCUCGUCAAGUUGGAAGAAACGACAUAUAAACCGUUAGAUCCUAAAGAUAUUAGGUUGCCACCGCCAGCACCACCUAGCGAACGACUUCUAGCUGCAGUCGAAGCAUUCUUCUCAUUACCAAACCAUGAUAGGCCUAGAGACAGCGAAGGUUGGGAAAAACUAGGUUUGUAUGAGUUCUACAAGGCAAAAAACAUUGCCAAAAAAGACAAAGACGAUCUUAUAGCCGCGGGGCUUAGACAAAAAUCGAGAACUCCUAGUCCGGUGGUACUGCCUGACGAGAAAGAACCUCCUCCUCCGAAACGAAAGUAUCGCAGCAAAUCCCGAACCCCGCCGCCCACGCCAGUCCGCUCCGUCAAGAAAUCCAGAAGUAAGUCUAGGUCUAGAUCGAGAAGUCGAUCGAGAAGUCCGAGGAGGAGGUACAGAGAUAGAGAUUCGAGAGGGGAUAGAGACUCUAGAAACGAUAGAAAUGAUUCCAGGAAUGAUAGAGAUUCCAGAAACGAUAGGGAAUCCCGAGGAGAUAGGGAUAGAGAGAGGGACCGAGAUAGAGAUGCUAGGAGAGAUCGAAGACGGAGAAGUAGAUCCAGGUCCAGAUCUAGGUCGCCGCUGAACCGAAGAUCCAUAUCGCCUCCGGCUAACAGUUUUGUUAACCUUAAUUUAAUGCAUAAUCCCGUACAAGAACUGGACCCAUCCAACAAGGGCCACCAGAUGCUGAAGAAGAUGGGGUGGGGCGGUAGUGGUUUAGGUGCUAAUGAACAAGGUAUUGACACUCCGAUUUCGGGCGGUGACGUUCGCGAUAGACAAGAUCAGUUUAAGGGGGUGGGGUGUAACUUGAACGAUCCCUACGAGAACUUUAGGAAGAACAAGGGGGCCGCCUUUAUCACGAGGAUGAAAGCCCGGGCAGAGGAGAGAGCUGCGGAAAAGACAACAACACACGGAGGAUCCAAGGGGUCUCAAAAAUACUCCGAAAACGAGGACUGAUAUCGAACCAUCAAUUCCGAAGCCAGGUUCAAGAUUUUUAAGGAAAAGAUAUUGAUUUACCUGGCUUCUUUUUAUUCGAUUAAGUGUGAAAGUGUUGCAAACACUUUUGUAUCACUUAUAAAUCCCAUGUUUUCAUUAUUGUUUUAUUAUAUUUUGUAUCAUGUGUAAUUUCGUUGACUUGACUUGUAAAUAAUGACUGUAAAAAGUUCGAUGAAAUAAAUAGAUAUUGUAGAACAGUUA